AUGCGCCCACUUGCUGCACCUCCGUGUCAUCCACUGGUUUCAGUGCCCUCUGAUGAUAUCGUCGAGCCAGGCGCCUUCAUUCUGUCGAGCAUCUGGUCAGUUCUCGAGAUCGAGUCCAUCUCGGAGCUGACGGUGGUGCUGCCCCAGCCCAGCCAUCUCGACGCUCUCAAGGCGGCCAUGGAGCGGCGGUUCGGGCCUGGUCGUGUGUUUGGCAACAUGGUAGAGGAGGACAGUAGACUGGUCAUGAAUAGCAAUCACAUCCCACACGUAAGCGGAUUGAAAAGGGUGAGAUCUGCAUUGACAUAUGCAGAAUGCAAUAUGCUCUUCCUUUGGAUUAUGUGUCUGUUCAUCAGUUCCGUGGGGCGGCGUUUGCCCAGUUGUCGACCGACGACGUGCUCGAGGCCGCAUUACGGACAGCACGUCUGCUCUUGCCAGAGGCUCUGGUGGAGGACGGCAUUCCAUACGCGAGGGAGCAGCUGUCGUCGAUGCUCAAGAGGUACCUCCCCUCCCUCCCUGUCGACGUCUCAGCCGAGGCGCUCGCCAGCGACUUCCACAAGCGCGUACGUGCUGCUACGCCCAUGAGUGUCGUCGACCCCCCGUAUGCCCCACAGCGCCUCAAGGCACCACUCGCGGCCGCGAUGGAGCGACGCGGGAUGGCCAUGCAGCCCAUGCUGCCGCUGCGAGGCGGAUCGCCCUGCCGCCCAAGCCCCUCCACGAUUGCCUCUGCACAGCAGCUGAUGGCCAUACUGCACAAGACGGGCAAGCACAUCACAGGCAUCGAGCUGCUCUACAAGUAAGAGAAAACACAUGGAGGGAAGUCUGUCACCUGCUGCUGCAUAUGCCCCUCCUCUUUCUCCUUUUUCUGGGCGGCUGGCUGCAGGGCUACCAUGCACGGCUUCGACUUCACCGACAUGCUCACCCGCGUGGCCGAUGCGAGCUGCCUGCUGUUCCUCACCCGGAGCAAUGGAAACAUGCACGGCUGCUUCAUCGACGAUAGCAUCCGCCCGCCCCCACCGCCCCACCAAAUAGCCCUCAACACCCUCUACUCCUACUACAACCACUAUGAUGCCGACGCCCUCAUCUUCUACGCACCCGGCCCGUCGCCUCCAAUCUUCGACCCGGAGGAGGUCACGCAGCAGUGUGUGAGCGUCUCACGCCCAGACAUCGGCGUGCGCGGCAGCCUCACGAUCGGCAGGUCCGCCUCGCACAACUUGAGCAGGGAGGAAUGGCUGGGGCUGUGGGUGCCCGACGCCGUGUGGAUGGACAGUGGGUUGCCUGGCUGUGUGGUGCGACUGGGUUGGGGGGAUGUGAAUGAGGUGGAAGAGGUUGCAGCGGAUGAGGUAGAGGUAUUCACACUGCAGACAGAAGGCUGAGUGAAGGGGGCGGGAGGGAGGGGGCCUGGACCAUUUUUUGAAAGUAUGUGGCGCCCAAGAGAGCACACCACAGAAAGCAGACUCUGAGAGAGACGUAUGACACACUUAGCAGCAGCAGCGGUCUCUGGAGGACGAUUGCCUGGAGCAAGAGACUUUGCCCAUCGAGGGAGAGGGGUAGACAGACAGACAGGCACCCAUACACACAUACACUGGCUGGCCGACUGAGUCUGACAUGACCAUACAAUCAUCGCGCGUCCAUGUGCGUUUUUGCUAGGGGGAGGGGACUCAUGGAUGAUAAUGCCGAGUGAUAGCCAGCCGAUGCACCAACUGAUUGGAAUGCGUCAUGCCUCUUUCUCGCCGUGACUGUUUUGCACUAAGACAGGCCGAGAGAGACGCAUGACUCACUAAGCAGCCGCAGCGGUAGGGAGCAACUGACAGCAUCUGUCACAGACAGGCGCACACAGCGUCAUGCUGCAGGGCAGUGUCUCGGUCGUCUGCUGGUUGGUUGGUGCAUCGCUACUCCAAUUCAGACGUGUUCAUGGCUGCGUGGUGACUUACUUUGCGUGGAUGGAUGUGCACUCGUGGAUGCUACAUGUCAAGAUUUUU
Vitrella brassicaformis is the source of this 1979-nucleotide messenger RNA. The record is from the annotation of a GenBank genome assembly. NCBI's taxonomy places the organism in Eukaryota, Vitrellaceae.